UUUUCUUGCUUUAUUUGAUUUCUUCAAGAGGGUUUUUAACUUUUAAGCUUUUAUUUCUGUACUGCAGCAUUCUUACAUCACUUUCCCCUUUCACUCCAUAGUUUUGAAUCCUUAACCUCUGCAAUUUUUAGUUAAUUGCAAACAUUAAUGGCCGGAGGUGGAGCGGCGGCACCGCCGCCGAAACAAGAUGAACUUCAGCCACAUCCGGUGAAAGAUCAGCUCCCCGGAGUUUCUUACUGCAUAACCAGCCCCCCGCCAUGGCCUGAGGCUAUACUGCUUGGAUUCCAACACUAUCUUGUCAUGCUCGGGACAACCGUUAUGAUACCUUCCCUUCUAGCUCCUCAAAUGGGAGGCGGAAAAGUAGAGAAAGCUCUAAUGAUUCAGACACUGCAGUUUGUUGCUGGUCUUAACACAUUAACUCAGACACUCUUUGGCACUCGUCUUCCGGCAGUCGUAGGAGGCUCUUACACAUUCGUCCCCGCGACUCUUUCAAUUGUCUUGGCGGGUCGAUACAGCGAUGUUUUGGAUCCUCAAGAGAAAUUUAGGAAGAUCAUGAAGGCGAUUCAAGGCGCGAUGAUCGUGGCGUCGACACUUCAGAUUGUCAUCGGAUUUAGCGGUUUAUGGCGCAAUGUCACCAGGUUUAUGAGCCCUCUUUCGACAGCUCCACUGGUGGCUCUUACAGGGUUCGGUUUGUACGAAUUAGGCUUUCCUCUGCUCGCUAAAUGUAUCGAGAUCGGGCUGCCUCAGCUUAUCUUGCUCGUGAUCUUUUCGCAGUAUCUUCCGUAUGUAAUGAAGGGCGGGAGGAAUGUCUUCGACAGAUUCGCGGUGCUGUUCACUGUUGUUAUCGUUUGGAUCUACGCUCACUUGCUGACUGUCGGGGGAGCGUACAAGAACACGGGGCAGACAACUCAGCUGUCAUGUAGAACUGAUCGUGCCGGUAUUAUUGGCGCGGCGCCUUGGAUUCGAGUCCCUUAUCCGUUUCAAUGGGGCGCUCCAUCGUUUGACGCCGGGGAAUCCUUCGCCAUGAUGGCGACUACCUUCGUCACUCUCGUCGAGUCCACAGGUGCUUUCAUUGCUGUGGCGCGAUACGCUAGUGCGACUCCCACCCCGCAUUCUGUCCUAAGCCGCGGAGUCGGCUGGCAGGGUGUGGCCAUACUGUUCUCGGGAAUUUUCGGGACCGGGACAGGAUCAUCUGUCUCUGUCGAAAACGCCGGAUUGUUGGGACUUACGCGAGUUGGUAGCCGUAGAGUGAUACAAAUAUCGGCGGGAUUCAUGAUAUUUUUCUCAAUACUCGGGAAGUUUGGAGCAGUAUUUGCUUCUAUCCCUGCACCAAUUGUGGCUGCUCUCUAUUGUCUUUUGUUCGCGUAUGUUGGUGUUGGAGGACUCGGAUACCUUCAAUUUUGCAACAUGAAUAGCUUUAGGACAAAGUUUAUUCUUGCAUUCUCGAUCUUUAUGGGGCUAUCGGUGCCACAGUACUUCAACGAGUAUCUCUCGAUAAAGGGUUACGCGCCUGUCCACACGCACGCCCGAUGGUUUAACGAUAUGAUCAAUGUUCCCUUUUCGUCGAAGGCCUUUGUGGCCGGGGUUGUGGCGCUCGUUAUGGAUGUCACGGUGCCUCCUAAGGACAGCACGACGAGGAAGGACAGGGGGAUGCAUUGGUGGGACAAGUUUCGGUCUUACAAGACCGAUACUCGAAGCGAAGAGUUCUACUCUUUACCUUUAAAUCUCAACAAGUUCUUCCCGUCAGUCUGAUUAAAUUCCCGAUUUUAUAGGGAUGUCAUACAUCUCUAUUCCCUCGGCAAUCCGUGUAACCUCGCCAUCGUCGAAUGCUAGCCUUAAUGUCAUGUUUGAAUA
Andrographis paniculata is the source of this 1854-nucleotide messenger RNA. RefSeq names its product nucleobase-ascorbate transporter 7-like. NCBI's taxonomy places the organism in Eukaryota, Viridiplantae, Streptophyta, Magnoliopsida, Lamiales, Acanthaceae. The record is from RefSeq and is a predicted model, not a curated record. The transcript has 13 exons. Gene Ontology annotation, cellular component: membrane. Gene Ontology annotation, biological process: transmembrane transport. Gene Ontology annotation, molecular function: transmembrane transporter activity. The coding region runs from base 148 to 1752 and encodes 534 amino acids.